This is a messenger RNA of Penaeus indicus, 582 nucleotides long. RefSeq names its product transcriptional regulatory protein AlgP-like. The coding region runs from base 28 to 582 and encodes 184 amino acids. NCBI's taxonomy places the organism in Eukaryota, Metazoa, Arthropoda, Malacostraca, Decapoda, Penaeidae. The record is from RefSeq and is a predicted model, not a curated record. The transcript has 6 exons.
GCGGCCACUGCAACUCGUCAUGCGCAGAUGAUGAGAUUCCUCUGCCUGACCUCUGUCCUGCAGGAAACUGUUCCUGUUGUGUCAAAGCAGAGGAAUGCACGCAAAGCAAAUGCUGCAGCUUUUCUGGAGGGAGAUGCGACCGGGCUUGCAACGAUGGAGAAGUUGCAGAAGAAGAUCUUUGUGCUGGAGACUGUGUUUGCUGCUUCCAAGACACGUGCCCCGACAGCCCCAGGUGCCAGGCGCUGGACGGGCGCUGCGUGGAGAGCUGCGAGGCCGACGAGCUGGCCGUCCCGUGGCUCUGCGGAGGCGAAAACUGCACCUGCUGCGUCCAGAACAACUGCAACCAGACCAAGUGCUGCGAAGCCUUCGGCGGAAGCUGCGGCAAGGUGUGCUACGAGGGCGAGGCGCCCAUUGAGGGCGUGUGCGAAGGAACGUGCCAGUGCUGCGUCAAGGCCCCGUGUGAGCAGAGCAACUGCUGCACCGUGCUGGGCGGCAGCUGCAACGCCACGUGCGGCCGAGGCGAGAGAGCCGUCGAGGGCGUCUGCAACGGAGAGCACUGCCUCUGCUGCGUGCCAGUGCUGA